AUGGGGAAGUCCAACAGCAAGCUGAAGCCCGAGAUCGUGGAGGAGCUGACCCGCAAGACCUACUUCACCGAGAAGGAGGUCCAGCAGUGGUACAAGGGCUUCAUCAAGGACUGCCCCAGCGGGCAGCUGGACUCGGCCGGCUUCCAGAAGAUCUACAAGCAGUUCUUCCCCUUCGGGGACCCCACCAAGUUCGCCACCUUCGUGUUCAACGUCUUCGACGAGAACAAGGAUGGGCGGAUCGAGUUCUCGGAGUUCAUCCAGGCGCUGUCGGUGACCUCCAGGGGGACUCUGGACGAGAAGCUGCGAUGGGCCUUUAAGCUUUACGACCUGGAUAACGACGGCUACAUCACCAGGACCGAGAUGCUGGACAUUGUGGACGCCAUCUACCAGAUGGUGGGGAACACCGUGGAGCUCCCCGAGGAGGAGAACACCCCUGAGAAGAGGGUGGACCGGAUCUUCGCCAUGAUGGACAAGAACGCCGACGGCAAGCUGACGCUGCAGGAGUUCCAGGAGGGCUCCAAGGCCGACCCCUCCAUCGUGCAGGCGCUGUCCCUCUACGACGGGCUGGUAUAG
Molecule: messenger RNA, 573 nt
Organism: Pipistrellus nathusii (Nathusius's pipistrelle)
Lineage: Eukaryota; Metazoa; Chordata; Mammalia; Chiroptera; Vespertilionidae
Source: the annotation of a GenBank genome assembly